Messenger RNA from Brassicogethes aeneus, 4428 nucleotides. The record is from the annotation of a GenBank genome assembly. Lineage: Eukaryota; Metazoa; Arthropoda; Insecta; Coleoptera; Nitidulidae.
UUUGCAAUUCAUUUUUUAGGUCUGUAGGUACUAAAAUAUUCUACUGCAUGUAUAAUUAUAUAUCCGUAACUCGAGUUAACCAUUGUUUUUAGAGUUAGAGUACCUAAUUGUAGGUUUAAAAUUGCAACUAAUGGAACCACAACAUAAAAAUAAAAACCACAAUGACCUUGCUGGAGGAUUUAUUUACGAAAAACUUAUAUUAUCUAUUCUGGCGAUACGAUGCUGUUUCAACAAAAAAAUAAAAGACUUUAAAAUAGGUUCCAAUAUUCCCGGAUUUGGAUCUUUGGACGAUAUUGUAAUAGAAAUGGAUUAUGACAACGGUAGCCAAGAAGUAUUCGUUAUUCAACUGAAAUACAAAAAAGAAGAAGGAAUCAAAAGUAUUAAAAUCAACUUAAAUAAAUAUAUUCAAGAUUAUAAAAUAAUAAAAGAUCGAUAUAAAGAUGUUAAAGUAACUGUUAUAAUACAUACAAAAGCAAAUGAACAACUUAUACCGCAGCAUAAUGCUUUGGUUAAAUACGAUAUUGAUUUAAAUUUAAAAAUGUUUAAUACAAAUAGAGACGGGCUGUUAUUUAAAUACAACACAAAACUUGUUAAUAUUAACGAUAAAUCCAUAUCUAGCGAUCUUAUUCAACAAUUCUUUGACAAUUGCUAUCUAUUGGCCAAUCAAUGUAGCGUUGAGGAUCCAGAAAAAAUGUUGGGAAGCGAGUUUGACUACUGUGUAGGAAAUCUUGAAAUAAGGGAUAUUUAUAAUUAUUUUGAGAUGAUAUUUUCUAGCAGGAAUGAACUUAUAUAUAAAGAAGAAAUCAGCUGGAUGUUAAAAAUUAAAACGUUAUAUCGAUUUAUUAAUUUAUCAUCGGCAGAUAAUGAAGUUAUAGAAAACGAAAAUGUUAUACUUAAAACCUUAACCUUAUUUAAUUUAGCACAGGUUUCUAAAACCUCGAUGUGUGUUGUUUCAAAUAUUAUAAAACGGAUUAUUCGAGAUCGAUUCUCCGAAUUCAACUCAUUGCAUGAAAAUAUAUCUGAACAAAUAUUAAACCAAUUCAAUUUAAAAAAAUUAACAAAUAUUCAAAACGGAAAUUUGGCUUAUAAGGACUUAAUACUUUUACUGUGGAUGGAAGGAGAAGUGCCACUUCCUUUAUGCAAUACAGAAGAAAAUAAAAAAAUAAUUAAUUUCGUUCUUCAAAAAUUUAAUCCCGAUUUUUCCAUAAUACUGCAAACAGAAGAUGUUGACAAUACUUUUAAACAUAUACAAAUCUUUCACGAUUUUACCAAUAUUCGUGAUGAGAUCGUAAAAGAGGUUAACUUUAAAAAUAUCAAAAUUAAACUUCAUCAAAAUCAAUCAGUUUCCUUGGAGGAAUUACAUUUUUUUGAUGAAACGGCCCUUAAAACCAUUAAUGCUGAUUUGUAUAUUAAACUGUUUUCUUCAAAAGAAAACCACCUUAAAUCAAUCAACCCAUUAUCAUGUUAUAUUCCUAGAAGAUUAAAACCUUUAACAUUUAACAAAAAUGUUACUAAAGAUGAAGUCGUUACCUUUACUGUCCACAGCAAUUGUCCGGAAUUGUCUGAAUUUUUGCGUAAACACAAUACAUUGCGAAAAGAAUCCCAUUGUUACCUUAUUGAUUAUAAUGAAGCUUAUUUAUGUUCUGCGUAUAAUGGAGAUAUUAAAUCAUUAUCAAAUUACCGUACUUCUAAAGUUUUAACAGAAGAAGAAUUAUUGCGAUUAAACAUUCCCAUAAACAUAAUUGAUGGAAAUGCUGGAAUGGGAAAAUCUCAAUUUUUAAGAAACAUUCAGUAUUUACUUCCUAAGGAUUAUUGGACCAUCUUACUAAACCUAACAAAUUACCAUAUGUUUUGGAAGGAUGAAGUUCUAGAGAAUAAAGAAAGCCUAAUUGAGUAUCUUGUAAAACAUCAGAUGGAAGGAAGAAUUGACGACUGUAAUCUAAAAUUUUUAACUGAAUUAUUUAAAAAUCGACUAAAAAACAAGAAGAUUUAUUUACUCAUAGAUGGCUUCGAUGAAGUUGAUUUUAAUCCUGAAAAUAUACGUAAAAUAUUUCUUUUGUUACAAGUGCCCCUUUUUAUCACCACUAGACCAACUAAAAAGGAAGUCCUGGAAAAGGAAUUGCGUGUUCCAUCUAUUAAAAUAAUGGAGUUUUCCGAAGAUAAUCAAAUUGAAUUUUUGCAAGUUCUACCCAAUUUAAGUUUGAAUUACAUAAAUAAAGUCCUUGACGGUUUGAAAAUAGAAAAAAGUUUUUUGGGUGUCCCACUAUUACUAAAGAUUUUGGUAAAUAUUUUGCCGAGUUUAAAAGAAAUUGAAAACAUUGAUUUAUUAGUUUUAUAUAAUACUUAUUUUGACAAAAAUAUGGAACACUACAAAAACUGUGAUAGACGUGCAAUUAAACAUUUGGCAUUUCGAACGUUUUUUAAAGAGUUUUAUGGUACAUUUUUUAAGGAAAAAUUAUUUCAGGAGGAUUGUAAAGAUUUUCAAAACACAAUUGCUACAAAAAAAGAUGUAAUAUUCAGCGGAUUUGAUUCAGAAAAAGAACCGACUUUUAUACAUAGAACGUUCGCUGAAUGUUUAUGUGCCCAGGUUUUAAGUGAAAUAUGCCUUCAUGAACAAUUUACAAAAAUUUAUGAGGAGUUAGUAUCAAAAAUUGAAUAUAAUUUAGUAAAAUAUUUUUUUGAUUUAAUUAUAUGUAAAAAUUUACCUUUGCAUUAUGCAGCGUUAAGAAACGAUAAAAACAUUGAAAUAUUAAUAAAUAAACACGAUUAUUCUAAUGAAAAGGAUAAGUUGGGUAGAACUGUUCUACAUGUACUUUCUACGUAUGGAGAUUAUUCUGAAAGAACUAACAUUCAAAAGAACAAAAAACUUUAUACCUUUGUUCGUAUGAGUGAUCCAGAAAACUAUAAUGGAAAAAAUCCGUUUCUUCCAGCACGUGACACAAUAAAACUUUUAUUAACAAAAACUAAAAUCAAAUCAAACUUUAAAUUAGUGGAGGAUAGAUUUGAGAAAAACAUUAUAGACUAUUCAUAUCUCUCAUUUUCCUACGAUGUUUUAAAUGAAAUUUGCAAAUAUUCUUCCAUUAAUUUUACUAAAAGAGAUUUCAAAGAUUUAAAGAUACUUAAUAACUUAACUGUAUUUGCGAUUGUUUUGCAUCAUAAUGAAAUACUAAAUUGUAUAGUUAAAUCUAAUGAUUUUAGAGAAAGGAUUAUUUACAAAUCAUUGAUGUACCCUAACUUUGGACCUUACGGUUUACAUGCAGCAGUUUUAAGCGAAAAUGUUGAAGCUUUGGAGUUGUUAAUUUUAAAUGGUUCACUUUUGGAAAAAAAAGAAUCUUUUUUAGAAGUCAUAGAUGGCUGUGGUAACACAGCUUUACAUUUGGCGGCUAGAAAAGGAAAUGUUGAAUUAGCAGAUAUGUUAGUUAUGAAAGGUGCGAAUGUUAAUGCAAAAGCAGAUUUAGACGAUACACCUUUAAUGGAAGCAUGCUCAAAUAACAAACCUGAAAUUGUGAAAUAUUUAAUUAAUAACGGAGCACAUGUUAACAGUCAGAACAGAAUGGGCCAAACUGCUUUACAUUUUGCAGUUCAAAACAAAUCUGACUUAAUAAUACAUAUUUUGCUAAUAAACAACGCUUAUCCCAACAUACAAGAUUUUUUAGGACUUACACCCUGGCAAGUGUUGAAUGUUGAAGAAUACGCGCGAAAAAUAGUUAAAAAAUGGAAUAAUUAAAGGAUUAUGCAGAAAAUCUGAUUGACCUGCUGGACCUUUCUGGACCCUGGUAUUAAAAUAUUGACACAUCUCAUGAGAUUGCAAUGCAGUUUUUUAUUUAUGCGGACGUGAUAAUAAUUCAAAUGACUGUAAUAAUGCCGAAAACAAUAGUAUUAAUUGUACCACUAAGUAUUAUUAAAUUUUUAAAACAUAUAGUAAUAAAUUAUAGUGCGAAGGAUACAAAUUGCCAUUGUUACAAAAACGCCUUAAGACUACUUAGACAAUAACUUUUAUACUAGUUUUUAUAGUUAAUUUAAUUUUUUAUUUUUAAGCUUCCUAUUUUUUAUUUUUGUUUUGCUAUUGUUGUUAUAAUAUGAUGAAUUUGUUUAAAUUUGGUCACACAGAAAAAACGCUUUGAUAUAGUCAUUAACAAUGUUUUUUUCAUUUCUAUUUUAUUCAAUCAAAUAUGUUUAGAGCAAUUGGGGGUAAGGGAUUGAUGUUAUUACAAAUAUUAUAUUUAGCCCAUAACAAAAUAUUAUCAAGUUAAAAUUACUUGUUAUAGAGUGAAUGACUCUUUAGAUUCAAACCUAAUGGAAAUGUGUACUUGUUUGAAAAUUUUAGAAAUAAUUGUAUUCAAAGUUUACCUGAUCAAGGUAAAAUUAACAAUAUUUAAUUAAAUAUAAAAUUGAUUUAUAUUAAAAUGCUUCAACCAAACAUUAAAA